AUGAACGUAGAAGAAAAAAUAGAAAAUGCUAAAUUAAUUACAAAUAACAAUAAAACUUCAUUGUUUAGCAAUUUAAGUAAAUUUAAAAACAAAUUUAUUACUGUUGCUUUUUCAAACGGCGAAAGAUUAUCUGGAGUACUAAUUUCAUACGAUGAUGCAUCGAACCUUAUUUUAGAAAAAAAAAUGGCGGGAGCAUGUAAAGAAUGUGUUUUUUGUUUGGGAAGAAGUUUAUCUUUUAUAUCGCUAGGUAAACCAAAUAUUUUGUAA
Vairimorpha ceranae is the source of this 267-nucleotide messenger RNA. RefSeq lists its product as hypothetical. The transcript has a single exon. Bases 1 to 267 code for a protein of 88 amino acids. NCBI's taxonomy places the organism in Eukaryota, Fungi, Microsporidia, Nosematidae. The record is from RefSeq and is a predicted model, not a curated record.